Myotis davidii is the source of this 801-nucleotide messenger RNA. It is a transcript of the gene COMMD1, whose product is annotated as copper metabolism domain containing 1. Gene Ontology annotation, biological process: copper ion homeostasis; translation; negative regulation of protein localization to cell surface. Gene Ontology annotation, molecular function: structural constituent of ribosome. Gene Ontology annotation, cellular component: endosome; ribosome. Lineage: Eukaryota; Metazoa; Chordata; Mammalia; Chiroptera; Vespertilionidae. The transcript has 4 exons. The record is from RefSeq and is a predicted model, not a curated record. Bases 1 to 801 code for a protein of 266 amino acids.
AUGGGUUUUGCAGAGCAGAGCUGGCCCCUGCCAUCACGGGCUCCUCCCAGAACCUGGCUUCCAAAGCCACCGAUCGCCCCUGCCCCUACGGAGGAGCUGCUGCGGAGCCAGCUCUACCCCGAGGUGCCCCCCGAGGAGUUCCGGCCUUUUCUGGCGAAGAUGCGGGGGAUUCUUAAGUCUGUUGCAUCUGCAGACAUGGAUUUCAACCAGCUGGAAGCAUUCUUGACUGCUCAAACCAAAAAGCAAGGAGGGAUCACAUCUGAUCAAGCUGCUGUCAUUUCUAAAUUCUGGAAGAGUCACAAGACAAAGAUCCGAGAGAGCCUGAUGAACCAGAGCCGCUGGGACAGUGGGCUUCGGGGCCUAAGCUGGAGAGUUGAUGGUAAAUCACAGUCGAGACACUCAGCUCAGAUACACACCCCUGUUGCUAUAAUGGAGCUGGAAAUAGGGAAAAGUGGACAGCCUCCUCUUCCGCCGCCAUCUCAAGAGCCAUUGGUUGGCUGUGCAGCUCCAGGGCUGGCAGCAUGGAGAGGCCCGGAUCUGCCCACUGCCAUCCCAGUUAUUGACCCAGGAGUGAGGGUGGAGGUUGGGACUCUGCCUGGUGCCACAGCAGCCAGCAUCUACCUACUUGACACCUGCGGGGGGCUACAGAGUAUGCAGACUGGGGUUCACCUGCCGGCCAUGUACGAGAGGAAGUAUUCAGCAGCUAAAUCCAGUACUGAAAGAAAAAAGGAAAAGGUUCUUGCUACUGUCAUAGAACCAGAAUGGUGGUAUCUAAGUGGUAAAAUUUUGGAAAAUGUCUAG